GAGAUUUUAGUAUGGAACAAUGGAAGAUGUCACUUCAUGAGUCGAACGUACUAGUGUUAGUACCGUGCUAUUCUAACGUGUUGUUUGUGUGUUGAUACUGCACACUAUUGUAACUACCUAGAUCUCGCCUUGCUUUUCUUCAGAUACCCUGCAGCAUGACUGGAUUCGCCAACGGUAACGGCGCCGAAGCGCCCCUCAAACGCUCGGAAGAGGUCAACGACCUGCUCAACGCCGUACAAGAGCUCAUUAUCCCUUUCAUUGCUGCCGCAGACCACGAUGCAGACACUAAGCACACCGGCCAUGGUCUUGCGAUUAAAGGAGGUGCGCCUCGCACCGCGCUCGUCGAGCACCAUCCACCGAAGAAGCUCGAGUCUCUGUUGCACGAGCAGCUGAAGAUUGGCGAUGAUGUCGAGAAGGGCAAGGACAGGCUCAUCGGUCUGGUUGAUUCCAUCCUGAAGUAUAGUGUCAACACCUGGGACCAGGGAUUUAUGGACAAGCUAUAUGCCAGCACGAACGCUGUAGGAGUUGUUGCUGAACUACUUCUUGCUGUGCUAAACACAAACGUCCACGUCUACCAAGUAUCCCCCGUCCUAACCCUGAUCGAAAAAGCCACCACCAAAUACCUCGCAUCGCUCUUCGGCUACCCCCCUGAGUUCUCUGGCGGCAUCUCGCAACCCGGUGGCAGCGCCUCGAACAGCACCGCCAUCGUCAUCGCGCGCAACACCCUCUACCCCGAGACCAAGACCGCUGGCAAUGGCUCCCACAAGUUCACCCUCUUCACCUCCGCCCACGGCCACUACUCCCUCGAAAAAGCCGCCAACCUCUUCGGCCUCGGCACCCAAAACGUCAUCCCCGUCCCCGUCGACGCCACGGGCCGCAUGCUCCCCUCCGCCCUCGACGACGCCGUCCGCGCCAGCGCCGCCCGCGGCGAAACCCCCUUCUUCGUCAACGCCACCGCCGGUACCACCGUCCACGGCUCCUUCGACCCACUCCCCGCCCUCAGCGCCAUCUGCCGCACGCACAACCUGUGGCUGCACCUCGACGGCUCCUGGGGCGGCAGCGUGAUCUUCAACCCCGCCCUCGCGGCCUCGCGCCUCGAAGCCUCCCACCUCGCCGACAGCAUCGCCGUCAACCCGCACAAGAUGCUCGGCGCGCCCAUCACCACCUCGUUCCUGCUGGGCCGCGACAUGCGCACGUUCCACGCCGCCCUGACGCUGCCCGCAGGCUACCUGUUCCACAACGACGCCGCCGCGAACCCGCACGAUAUCUACGACCUCGCCGAUCUGACGCCCCAGUGCGGCCGCCGCGCCGACAGCCUCAAGUUCUUCCUCGCGCUGCAGUACUACGGGCCCGCGUACUUCUCGGCGCUGGUGGCGCGCGCGUUCGAGAACGCGGAGUACCUGCUUGCUGCGCUCAAGCGGCACGGCGACUUUGCGACGAUUUCGCCAGAGCCGCUGCCGUGUCUGCAGGUGUGUUUCUACUUUGCGCGUGGCGGCGUGGUUGGGAAGGACGCGAAGGCGAAUGGUAAGGUGACGGAGGAGAUUGCGCACAGGCUGAUCCCGAGGGGGUUUAUGGUUGAUUAUGCGCCGGGGGAGAAGGGAAAGUUUUUCAGGGUGGUGGUUAACGGGGGGACGAGGAGGGGGACGCUGGAUGGGCUUGUUAAGGCGCUAGUGGAGACUGCUGGAGAGCUGGGGUAUUAGAUUUGGAUGGUGUGGAAGUCGAGUGUGUG
Boeremia exigua is the source of this 1729-nucleotide messenger RNA. Its product is annotated as pyridoxal phosphate-dependent transferase. The record is from RefSeq and is a predicted model, not a curated record. Gene Ontology annotation, cellular component: cytoplasm. The coding region runs from base 156 to 1700 and encodes 514 amino acids. Gene Ontology annotation, biological process: carboxylic acid metabolic process. Lineage: Eukaryota; Fungi; Ascomycota; Dothideomycetes; Pleosporales; Didymellaceae. The transcript is spliced from 4 exons. Gene Ontology annotation, molecular function: pyridoxal phosphate binding; carboxy-lyase activity.